ACAAUCAGUAGCAUAGAAGAUCAAAGCACACAACAAACUCUAAUUUCUAAAUCAAACCGUAACACCGAUGAACACAAAAUGGCAAACAAAACCCAUUACCUCAAACUGUACAAAGCAAUUUACAAGAAAAUCCCAAAAGGCACAAAGUUUAUAGUUUCAAUUCAAAGCCAUAGCAAUCCAAUUGCAUUGGCUUCCUCUUUCUACCUCAUAAGACAUAAAAAUAUAGAAGAGAGAGAGAGAGAGAGAUUAUUAUCAAGAUAACUAGCAAUCAAAACAAAGAGCAAAAAAAUCAUUUGCGUCAGCCUACGAAAGUUGUAAUCUUGAUCUUCCAUGUCCUUCAUUUUCUCUUUUUGGCUUCUGAAUAUCAUCAAUUUCUCAACAUUUCGAAAAAAUUUUACAAUUUUAUUGCAUUUUGAGCUGUUACUUGAACUGGGUAGAAGAAAAUCCAUCUGGUAACAAGAAAAUUUAGAAUGAUAGUGCAACUGGGUUUCAAAUUGCCAACCAAGUCCAAAACGGGCUAGACUCAGGAAAAACUCAGAGAUUAGAUAUGAGAUAGAUGAAGGAGAGGGAGAGAGACAAGUAUCGAUGAGAAUCAACUUAAGCCCAAACUUUGGAGGUUUAAUCGAUGAGAAGAUGGGGAUUUGAGCGGGUUAGGGUUUCUUUUUUUUUUCCCUCAAUCCAAUGCACCGUUUAUCUUAACCGUCCCUGGUUAUGUGAACUAAACAAUAGACAGCAGGUCCCACAUAUAAUAUUAUUAUAUUGUCUAAUUUUGAUCAAAAUUGAAUUGGGGUACAAUUUUGAUAAAAGAAACCAAAAUAGUAUGGCUGAGGAGUUAAGUUUGAUUUUAGGGUGUAAUUGUGAUGACCGGGAAAGUUUGGGUAUAAAUGAUGGUUUAUCCCCUAGUUUAGUGUAAUCCCUGGCCAAUGGAAACCAUUGGCCGAGCUAGCAAAUAUCACGUGGACUAUUGUCGCCCUCAUAUCCUACACUCUGGGCCCCACUCUCCUUCUCCUCUUUUUCUCUCUGCACUUCGCUCUCCCUUCAUCCCUGAGACACCAUAUGCGCCUUUACGGAACCACCAAAAGAACACCCAAACAGCCGACUCGAACUAAAACGUACAACAAUUAGACUCACAUAUGGAAGAGGUCUCGACGGGGGCCAUAGUUCCGGCAGUAAAAUUCGAGCCAAAACCAUCUUCUUCCUCCGCCGCCGCAGAAACUUCCGCGGAGCCUUCCUUUCAGGCGGCGGCGGCGGCGGCUACGGUGGAGGAUGAAACGGGAUUAGCGGAGCUCGAUAAGGAUUUUCUUUGCCCGAUUUGUAUGCAAAUUAUUAAAGAUGCGUUUCUUACUGCUUGUGGUCACAGUUUUUGCUAUAUGUGUAUUAUCACUCAUCUUCGUAACAAGAACGAUUGCCCUUGCUGUGGUCAUUAUCUCACUAGCAAUCAGCUCUUCCCUAAUUUCCUGCUCCAGAAGCUAUUGAAGAAGGCUUCUGCUCGUCAAACAUCAAAAAAUGCGUCUCCUGUUGAGCGUUUUCGCCAAGCAUUACAACAGGGUUGCGAAAUUUCAAUUAAGGAGCUGGAGACCCUUAUGUCACUUGCUAUGCUAUGUUCAGGGUCGAAAAUAGAUAAGAACAGUGGUGGUAUGAUAAGCAGUUCUUUUAAUGCUAGAGGAGGGAUGACUGCCGGGAAUCUUCCGAUGAAGAAAAUGGAUGGUAAGGCUCAAGGCUCUCAUGGCCUUCAGAGAAAGGAUACUUUAAGUGGGUCUGACUCACAAUAUAACCAGUCAGGGCUAUCUGUUGUAAGGAAAAAGCGAAUCCAUGCACAGUUUAAUGAUCUACAAGAUUGUUACCUGCAAAAGCGUCGUCAGUUGGCAAACCAACCACAUAAUCAACAAGAAAGGGAUAAAAAUGUCAUUCAUAGAGAGGGCUACAGUGCCGGUCUGGCAGAUUUUCAGUCCGUGUUGAGUACCUUCACACAGUACAGUCGCUUAAGGGUCGUUGCUGAACUCAGGCAUGGGGAUCUAUUCCACUCAGCCAAUAUAGUAUCAAGCAUUGAAUUUGACCGCGAUGAUGAACUGUUUGCUACUGCUGGAGUUUCAAGGCGAAUCAAAGUGUUUGACUUUUCCACGGUUCUGAAUGACCCAGCAGAUGUUCACUGCCCUGUUGUGGAAAUGUCGGCACAUUCUAAACUUAGCUGCUUGAGUUGGAACAAGUAUGCAAAAAAUCAGAUAGCUAGUAGUGAUUAUGAGGGAGUGGUAAAUGUUUGGGAUGUGACAACUAGGCAGAGUGUGAUGGAAUAUGAAGAGCAUGAAAAACGUGCAUGGAGUGUUGAUUUUUCUCGUACAGAACCCUCAAUGCUUGUAUCUGGUAGUGAUGAUUGCAAGGUCAAAGUUUGGUGCACAAAUCAGGAAGCUAGUGUUCUCAAUAUUGACAUGACAGCGAAUAUUUGUUGUGUCAAGUACAAUCCUGGAUCUAGCAAUUACAUUGCGGUUGGUUCGGCAGAUCACCACAUUCACUACUAUGACUUAAGAAACAUCAGCCAUCCACUCCAUGUGUUCAGUGGGCACCGCAAAGCUGUUUCAUAUGUGAAAUUCUUGUCUAACAAUGAGCUUGCUUCAGCUUCUACAGACAGCACAUUACGGUUAUGGGAUGUGAAGGAGAAUGUGCCAGUUCGAACCUUCAGAGGCCACACAAAUGAGAAAAAUUUUGUAGGGCUCUCGGUAAACCAUGAGUACAUUGCAUGUGGCAGUGAAACAAAUGAAGUUUUUGUAUAUCAUAAGGAAAUAUCCAAACCUGUUACGUGGCACAGAUUUGGUUCACCAGAAAUGGAUGACACCGAUGAGGAUGCAGCUUCUUAUUUCAUUAGUGCCGUCUGUUGGAAGAGUAACAGUCCUACAAUGCUAACUGCAAAUAGUCAGGGUACAAUUAAAGUACUAGUUCUUGCAGCUUAAUAAUUACAAAAGAUUUAAAAAAUUGAAAUUAUACCUUGGUUUUGUAUUGUUUUUUGGGUGAUUAGUAUAUAAUCUUUGUGCAUAACAUAUCAUUGGAGCAUGAAUUGGGGGGAAGGAGGGGGGUCCAGAUGUGGUUCUGCAAGUCUUGUUCUUUUUGUUGUUUUUGGCAGAUAAGUGUACAAGCUUUUACACUAGAGUGUAGUGUCUAUAGGCUAUUAAUGCAUGUUAGAUUCUGUAGCUGAAUUAAUUUUAGUAAAGCUCUACUCUCUAUUCAAUAACUGAAUUUUCUCUUGUGAA
This is a messenger RNA of Jatropha curcas, 3242 nucleotides long. The record is from RefSeq and is a predicted model, not a curated record. Lineage: Eukaryota; Viridiplantae; Streptophyta; Magnoliopsida; Malpighiales; Euphorbiaceae.